AAUUAUCGGCUUUCUCAUCAAUUGAAUUACCUGCAAAAUUCCCCGCCGAAACAUUAAGAAAAAGAUAUUAUUGUCGGAAAAAAUUUAAGUAAUUAAAAACGGCUCUUGUGUAAUGACGGUCCAAAUUAAUGACGGUUAUUGGCCAAUCAAAGUAACGGUCAUCAGUUACCAUGGUGAUUUCAAACUCACUUGCUGAAUGUGCUGCUGGUGACCAUGAAAAGUUACUUUUGACGAAAUGGAAAACAAAGAGUCGUAUGAAGUCGCUACACAUUCGGAUGAUCUCGUUGUCUCAGAUCACCAAGAGUCCGAAAAUGAUCCCCUGUACAAUGAACAUGGUGAUGACUCGAAUAAACGCCGAGAAAGCCCGGAAUCUCACGAUAGUGAUUGGGAAACUGAUCUGGAAAUGCAAGAACGUUCAAAAUCGUUUGAUCUCACCGGGAAACGACUUUAUUUCUCUGCAUGUGCGUUAAGCGGCGUCAUUCCGAUGUCCUACUUUGUCCGUCACAUACAAGAUAAGGAACUGAUAUUACGUCAUCACGGCCUGGGAGCUAAAGGAGUUAAAGCAAUCGCCAUAGUGCUUGUGACUAAUACGACAGUGUUAAGAUUAGAUCUCCAUGACAACAACAUUGGUGACUUAGGUGCUAGCCAUGUUUGCGAGAUGAUGAAAGAAAAUUGUUACAUCACUUCGUUAGAUUUAUCUUCGAACAAGAUCAGUCACGUGGGCUGCGCAGCAAUUUGUGACAUGUUGAACAACAGUGGCAUUCUUCAAGAUCUAAACAUUGCAAAUAAUGCUUUUGAUGAUAAAGAUGCAAUCAUGUUUUCUGAAAUUAUCAAAAACAAUGAUCAACUGAUAAAGCUUAAUAUGAGCGGAAAUAAAUUUUGCGAAGAAGGAGGAGUGGCCCUGGGGGCAAGUAUUGCUGCAAAUGACUCGGUGGAAAUCCUUGAUCUCAGUUGGAAUCACAUUCGUCGACGUGGAGCUAUUGGUAUCGCCACAGGACUGAAGAAUAAUUACACUAUAAAAGUUUUCAAUCUUUCGUGGAAUGGCUUAGAAGAUGAGGGUGCUCGCGCGCUAUCUGAUGCCCUUAAAGCAAAUAAUACAUUGACUGAACUUGACAUCAGUAACAAUAGGAUCUCCACAAUUGGUGCGACAUUUAUCGCUAAGAGUCUGGAAGCGAAUGUUACCAUAGAGAUUCUAAAGAUUGGUGAUAACCCGAUCGGCACUGCCGGUGCCCAUUCCCUGCUCUCCUCAUUAAGAACGAGGCCAGACAACGCGAUGCACACGUUGUGUCUUGAGAAUAUAUAUUUGGACGAUGAUUUUUUCCUUUUACUGGAAACGCUUAACCAAGAGAAACCUUUGAAAGUCGUUGGUCGCAUCCGACCAUCAGAAUGUUCACCACUUCAGGUUGUUAAACAGUUCAUCGCUCACAACUAUGAACGUUGGUUUCAAGUUUUUGGAGAGUACGAUCCUGAUGACAGUGGUUUCAUUUCUCAACUCCAGUUCAGGGAAGGAUUAAAGGAAAUCAAUUUAACUUUCGAGAAAGGUCCCUUGGCUUGGUUAUGUAUUUUGUUGAAAGAAUCGCGAGGACCCCAAAUUAACUACAAAAAGGCAGCUGAGAACGUGAAAAAAAUAAUGGCUAAAACUCAUUCGACUUCAUCGAAAGCCGGAACUCCUACUUCCAUUGGCAAAAAGAAAAAGGGAAGGAAAUCUCGAUGAUGACAUAAAAUAAAUAUGUAGAUUUAUGUUUUAUAAUAUAACACAUUAACUAUGAGUUUAUGCACAACUUCAUCCAUAGUCUUCAGCGUUUUCAAUCCAUCGUAAAUACUCGUGAUGCGAUGUCUUCAACGAGCCAAUCAAUGCCAAGCAAGAGAUUCUCCCCGGUGAUGGCACUGCACCACUGAAUAUGCCAAUGAUGAGUCUUUAUGCUAUCUAACUCUAAAACCUUACAGGGAUGAAGAGAAUACAAGUUAUCAAAGUAUCAGAACUUUAACGUCUUUCUUUGUAGUACCUGUUUGAUUUCUUCUGCUUUUAAAGCUCCAGGAAGAUCUUGUUUGUUGGCAAAAAUUAGUAAAGUGGCUCCUGUCAGACGCUGAAUGAAAUAAAACUAAUUUAACCCGA
Xenia sp. Carnegie-2017 is the source of this 2116-nucleotide messenger RNA. Its product is annotated as leucine-rich repeat-containing protein 74A-like. Gene Ontology annotation, molecular function: calcium ion binding; protein binding. The record is from RefSeq and is a predicted model, not a curated record. NCBI's taxonomy places the organism in Eukaryota, Metazoa, Cnidaria, Anthozoa, Malacalcyonacea, Xeniidae. The transcript has 11 exons. The coding region runs from base 236 to 1714 and encodes 492 amino acids.